Molecule: messenger RNA, 2511 nt
Organism: Plectropomus leopardus (leopard coralgrouper)
Lineage: Eukaryota; Metazoa; Chordata; Actinopteri; Perciformes; Serranidae
Gene: rhbdd3
Product: rhomboid domain containing 3
Cellular component (GO): membrane
Molecular function (GO): serine-type endopeptidase activity; protein binding
Source: RefSeq, a predicted model, not a curated record
UAACACGGAAGUGUACCUCUGCUUAGCUUCUCAACAUUUUCCAGGAUUUUUCUUAUUUAAAGACAUUUAUUUCUUACUUAUUUAGGACAUAGUUAUUACAGAAUUGCAUUUACACUCGUAGGCCCUUGUACGAGUAAAACCGGUUAGCGGAGAGGAUUUGAACAGAUACAUUUGAAGGGAUUUUGCAGUAGUAGUAUCCACUUUUUUUUUUAAAAAAAAUUUAUAGACUCUAGUUUCAACAAAUAAACAAAAUAAAAAGGGUUUUAUAGCUGUAACCUUUUCAGUUUUGCAAGACGUUGUGCUUGUUAUGAGCACAAACAGAUGCUCAUGUACCUGAAUUAUGCCCCAAAAGGACAAGUGAGUGCAGAGACUUACAGCUAACCCCGAAUAAUGCUUCAUCGCUUAUCGUCAGUGUGGUUUUGGUUUGGAUCAGAUCGGCCUGGAUUCAGUCUGGGAACAUCUGUGCUGCUAACACUCAUGCUGCUGAUGUAUGCUGGAGGCAUCCAGGCAAGUCUCAGCUUAGGUCCGGGUGGAGACUUCCCCAGAGUCAGAGAUGUGUUCCUGUAUGCUCUCAGUCACGAUGAGCUUCUCUCUCUGCUGGUCAGUGUUGUUUUCGUGCUGCUGGUUGGACCUUGUCAGGAGCGUCGCUGGGGAACAGUCGCCUUCCUCGCCCUCUCCAUCCUGACGGUGACCAUUUUACCUCUCCUUUACGCGCUGCUCCUCUUUGUCGGUGGAGGCGAGGCAAGUCGGAUCUGUGGUUUCUCUGCCAUCCAGCUGGCUCUGUUUGCAGCUCAGUGUCGGCAGCUGGCACGGAGGAGGCUGCUCAGGUGUGUGCCUGUCUGGUUUCUUCCCUGGCUUCUUCUGCUGAUUGGUCUGCUGCUGCUUCCCGGGACACCUGCCCUGCUUCACUUCUGCACAAUCAUCAUCGGACACAACUAUCAUCAGUCCUUCAUUGGAACGUUACAGGAGCUGGAGGAGGCCAGCGUCCUGGACUUCAUUCCUGAUUGGGUGUAUAUCCGUACAUCAGCCAGGUGCAGACUGCCCACCUACACUCCUUCACAGAGAUCUAGAUCACCUCCUCAGAUCAAGCCUGCAGAUCAGGCAGCUGCUUCCCCCAUGAGGGAUCCAUCAGUUUUAAACCACCACCCAUGGGUGGAUCCAGUGCCUGCCUGGAUCGUGAGAGAGUCUGCUGCACAGUCUGAGGCCGAGGUGUUGGAGGAACAGAUGCUGAGGGCAGGAAUACUGGCCUCGUUACAGGAUGCUCCUGACAACCCUGAUACAAAAGUGGAGGUGCCCAAAUCAUCUGUUUCCUCUCUGCGACUCCAGCAGCUGGAGAAGAUGGGCUUCCCCACAGAAAAAGCUGUCGUGGCAUUAGCAGCUUCAAAGCAGCUAGAUGGAGCUAUUUCUCUGCUCAUCGAUGACAGUGUUGGAGAACAAGCUGUGGUGGUAUCGAAAGGCAAGAGCCCUGUGCUGCCGCAGAGCACCUAGCCGACGUCACGCUUGUGGUUUGCUCUUGUGCAGUAAACUGGACUGACAUUAUGCUUGGGUUUUGCUGAGCUUCCAUAUUAUUUUUUUCCCUGUGGGCUACUUGUAGAACUAAUUUAACGAUCAAAAUUUACGGGGAGAGGAAAGACUGUUCUUUUUCCACAACUGUGAAUCCAAUCAAGUGUUGAUGCAAACCUGAUGGCUUUGGAGACAGUUUGUGUGUCUGCACAUAAAAUGUACAUUGGAGAGAGGAGAUGCCAUUUAUUUACGCUUCAAUCACACAAAUAAAGAGAGGUGACAUGUUAAAAAAAAAAACAAUGAACAUUAUUUUAUUACACCAAUCAUCUAGACAGGAUUAUCUUAACACAAUAACACAUUUGCAAGAAAGAAUGUUGAAUAAAAUAUGAAAUGGUUACACAACAGCAUACAAAAUAAGAUACAAUUGAUCAUUUUAAAUAGUUUCACAAUAAGUUUGAUAUAAGAUGAAAAAACAGUUAUCAAGCCUUUUCAUCAGGACAGUUUAAGCAGUCAACAGUGGUAAAAAUAUGUUCAAGUUCCGUUAACAGUUUUGCUAUUUCCUCUGUGUGUGUUAAAGAUCUUAAAAUGGACAGUCAGUUCGCAGUUUUCUUUUUUGUAUGUUACGACUGUUUCCGUUGAUAUGCAACUAAACCCAAAUGUUUGUGCUUCUCUUUGCACAGAUUAAAUGUACAGUAAAUCUACUGUUGUAUAUUACAUCACUGUAUCAGUGUGUACUUUAAAGGGGGAAAACACUCACACCAGAAAACUACAAAUCACUGUUAGCAACACGUAUCUCAGUUAGAAUAGAGAUGACUUCAUCUUUUUAGUGCACUACAUAACAUUGAGUUAAACAAUAGGAUAGAAGUAUAACAAAAUUAAUACUAGAAGAAGAAGAGGUUUGUUUGUGUACUUGUGUCCUGCAAACUGUACAUGCUCAAUAUACUUAAAUAGUGGAAUCUCUUCAGAUUGCAGUUACAUUGUAAGAGCAAUGCAAAUCCAGUCUGUUUC